UUCAGACAAAGGAAGGUAGAAAACUAAAUCUAAGGGAAUCGCAUAAACUCAAAAAGGAGCAGGAUCGGUUGCGUCGAAAGAAUCAGGAAAUGACAGAACACCGUUGAAACCAGUAGAUAACCAAUUUAAAUGGAGAGACACAAGAACAGAAAAUCAACUGUUUUCUCAUUUCAAUUCCAACCAAUUGCGACACAAAUUUUCAACAAUGAUGAACAGAAACAGAAAAAUAGAUCUGCCGACCGGUACCUUUAUCUUCCAAGGAAAUCUAAAUUGAGGAAAGUACUCUAUACACAAGUUCCUGACACGAAUGAUCUGGGACGAGUAUUAGAAAACGAUUGGCUUGUGUCUCCACCUGAGGCAAUUAUAGCAAUUACAGGAAUAAGUCACCAGUUCAACAUAAAAGACAAGCGCAAUUUGAAAAAAGAUUUAAUUGAGGCUGUCAUAAGCACUGGAUCUUGGAUUGUUACUUGUGGUACAGAAUCCGGAGUUGUUCAGUUCAUCGAAGACGCUGUUAAUGACCAUGUUGCAUCGACAACUUACAAUAUUCCAAUAGUUGGACUGUUGUCAAAAAGAGUAUUAGAUGAGAUUAAACCCCUUAAACGAGUUUUAAAAGUAAAGACAAACGAUAACGGAGGAAGGAUUAGAAUUCGUACCAAUUCAACAAAAGAAACAUUAGAUCCAAAUCAUACACAGUUUAUUGUCCUCGGUGAUCAAGGAAGAAAACUUCAAGGAGGUUGUGCUUUGUCUGAAUGUAGGAAUGCUUUCGAAAGUUUCUUAUCGAAUAUCAAAUAUGCAGAUUUCGAUACCAAAAAAGAUAAAGAGCCUAACAUAACAAAAUAUGACACGCAAAGCAAACACGCUCAGUGUGAAACAUUAGCUGUUGUAUUAGUACUUGUUGAAGGAGGUAUUGAGGCAAUGAAAACAGUUUCGAGCGUACUGGCAAACAACAAACAUGUUGUUGUAAUCAAUGGAUCAGGAGGAGCAGCAAAUUUCCUAUCAACGUGUUAUCGACGAGAUACUAGUUUUAAAAGGGAGGGCAACCCUGAACCAGCAACAUUGUCCGAUUAUAAUGAAGAUAUCGAGGAAUUAAUAGAUGAAUGCUUCGAAAAUGAUUCCAAAGAGUUAGAAGAGGAGGCACAAAAGCUGGCAAAGCACUGUCCGCAGAAACUUAAAUUGAUUCAUAUUUAUUCGUUGGAGAACAAAACGACCAAAGUCGCUGAGUUUAUUCAGAAUGCCAUAUUCAACACAUAUCAAGAAUACUAUAAGACGAAAGUCAAGCAUGAAGAUCCAAAUACAAAAAAAGCUUUGAAAAUCAAUGCAGUAAAGAAACAACUAAAACUUGUCGAAAAAUGGAAAAGAUGUGACAUUGCGGAGAAAAAUAUCUUUAUAGCCAAGAACCGAAACGAACUCAAGUGGUUACAGACACUUAAUGAAGACAGGAUGAACAUAUUGCAAAAUAAAACCGAAGACGUAAUAAUAGCGAUUCAGAAGGAUUAUAAAGACAUGGCUAAAGAUUUGUCAGAAUCUUAUAAGCAACUCAAGAAUGGCAUAUUACAGUUAAAGGCAGACUACUCCUCGGUUUUAUCGACCGCGUUUGACAAGUUAGCUGAACAUGCCGGCAUUAUGCCUGUUGCUUUUCUAAAAGAUCCAGAAGAUGAUAAGUAUGAAGUUUUAAACGAGAUCGAAACAGCAUUGGCUGAUUUAAAGGCAGACUACUCCUCGGUUUUAUCGACCGCGUUUGACAAGUUAGCUGAACAUGCCGGCAUUAUGCCUGUUGCUUUUCUAAAAGAUCCAGAAGAUGAUAAGUAUGAAGUUUUAAACGAGAUCGAAACAGCAUUGGCUGAUACACUAAAUGAAAAAAAGGUGAACGAAUUACAAACGAAAAUCGAGGAAAUAACGGGAAAGUUUAUCCAAAUGUAUAAUGACAUGAUCAAAAAUUUAGCAGACUCUUUUGAUGAAUUCAAGAAGAGUGUUUUACACUUUGAAUGGGUUCAAAAGGCAAGAUGCUUCUCGGUUUUAUCAAAAUCGUUUUACAAGCUUGUAGAACAUAUGCCUGUUGUAAACAAAGAACUCACAGAUGAGUUCUAUGAGAUAUCAAAAGAGUUUGUUAAUAAGCAGACUUUUAAUGAAAAAAGAAUGAACGAAUUGAAAAAGAAAAUGUCCAAGCAAAGGCGUCAAUGCAUUUCCGAAGAUUUCAUUUUGUAUUAUGAGCAAUUUAAGGAGGAUUUAUUACAGUUCAUGAAAAAACAAAAGGAAAACUAUUACGUGGACGAAAAUAGGGCAAACUACUUCAUGGUCAUAAACAAGGCAAAAUACUUCACGGAUGUGUCAACAUCUUUUACAGCGCUAAUCAGUAGUAUGGAGAUUAAGCCUUCAGAAAAACAAGGAAAAGACUUAAAUAAGAUAUCAAAAGAAUUCGUGGAUGAAUAUGAAAAAGACAAUGUUUCAGAGCUGUUCAAGUCAUCGCUUUUAGCUAACAGAACGGACUUUGUCAUGUUGAUAAUGGAGAAAAUAGAAAGCAUGAGCUCAUUUAUACUCGAUAACUUACCAAAUGUAUUCAGGCUGUGCAUUGAAAGCAAAGAAGAAUUAGCAAUUCAGCUUAUAGAAAAGCAUUGGAAUAAACAACGUGUAAAAGAAGAUACGAGCGACAGCCCAGAUGAAAUACAUGAUGAAUUGACAAAAGAGCUUCGUAGAAAUAAGAGAAAAACAAACAACAGAGUACUCUUAUCUGUUAACAGUUUUAUCAUAGAUUUGUUUGAAGAUCCAGAAUUUAAGUUGUACGAUGUCAAACAUAUCACAGGAAAUAAUGGAAACACAGGAGACAGUGGAGAAAAAGGAAACAAAGGAGACAACGGAGGUCAAGAUCAUGAGGAGAUAGAUCUAAUUUAUAAAGACAAACCUUUCCAUCAUCUUUUUGUUUGGGCGGUUCUGGUAAAUUGGAGAGAAAUGGCUAUGAUAUUUUGGGAACUGGAAACCGACCAUACGUGUUCUGCUCUAUUUGCCAGUGCGGUCCUGAACGAAUUGGCUGACAAAGCAUUAUUUUCUAAACAUAUGCAUCUCAGUGUAUCAUUAAAAGAAAACGCUAGACACUUUGAAACUCUGGCUUGCAAUGUGAUGACAGAAUUGUAUAGCACCGAUAGAGAAAGCGCUCUUAAAACCUUGGUUACAAAGGUUGGUAGAUAUAAUUCUACACCUUUAAAGAUUGCUGUCUCGCAAAAAUUGAACAAGUUUAUGGCACAUACGGCUUGUCAAGCACAGCUCAACAGUAUAUGGAGUGGAGAUGUUGCGGUAUAUACACCAUUAUGGAGGAUUGGUAUGGUGACAUUCUUUCCGAUUUUAUUAAUUCAAAGCAUAGGAUUCAUAACUAUGAAAAGAAAAUACUUGACGUCAAAGCAAAUAAGUCCUUGUCUAGAUCAACUUGCGGACCAAAAUCCAAAAGACAACUCCGAUAACAAGACAGGAUUUUUUCUUCGAAUAUUCAACAUUUUAUACAAUGUAUACCGUUUUUACUGUGCACCAGUAACAAAAUUCUUUGUCUAUAUGAUUGCAUACAUGACAUUUGUGGUGAUCUUUGCGAUAUUUGUUUUGACUGAUUUGUACCCUUUGUCAGAGAGUCCGCCUUCUUUACUUGAAUAUGCUUCUUGGGGGUGGACUUUGUCACUAGCAAUAGAGGAAAUCAGACAGAUACUGCAGACGAACAAGGGCUCACUACUAAAAAAUCUGAAGUAUUGGGCUAAAGAUGUCUGGAAUAUAUUCGACAUUGUUAUGUAUCUCAUGUUCUUGUUGUCUGUUGUGCUACGAUGUUUACUGAGUUCGGACCAGUUUUACUUUGCACGAAUGGCUUAUGCAGUUACUUUAUCAAUGUUUAUUUUGCGUAGCAUGCAUUUCUUUUUCAUCGAAAGAUUUAUUGGACCUAAAGUUGUAAUGAUAGGUAGAAUGUUUGGAGACCUUGGUUUUUUCAUUGCUCUUUAUGCACUGUUCGUAUUCAGUUUUGGAAUCAUGUACCAAGCUGUAUUGUUCCCUAAUUCAGUGUCUUCACCUUGGGAGCUGCUAAAAGAUCUUGUGUAUUUACCAUACUGGCAGUUAUAUGGCGAGCUAAAUAUAGAUCGCAUUGAAGGGAAAGAACCUUCAGAAUGUACGAAGAACCCUCAGUUAUACACGAACGGAACAAUGGCGCGAUGUGCGGUAACCAACCAGUACAAUGCGCUUAUGUUGGCUGUGUAUCUAGUUCUGACAAAUAUUCUCUUAGUCAACAUCCUUAUUGCGAUGUUUUCCCAAACAUUCCAAACAGUACAAGACAAUUCUGAAAUCAUAUGGAAAUUCCACAGAUAUGCAUUGGUAUCUGAGUACUAUGAAAGACCAAUGUUCCCCAUACCAAUAGUAAUACACUUAUGGAGAAUCGUUGUAUUUUGUUAUGACAAACUACGGACUACUAAGAAGUAUGGAGGCGCCUUUGUAUAUGAUGUUAAGCCCGAAGAAAUUGAAAGACUACAUAUUGUUGAAAAAAUUGCAUACGAAACCUUUCAGAACGGACCUUCUUUUGCUCGUAAUAGAUAUGAUGCACGGAACAUGAUGACCGAUGAAAGGGAUAUAAAUAAGGAAAUCGAUUCGACACCUACCCAGCAUGACAUAAAGGAAUUACGAGAAGAAAUGCACCGAAUGAGAGAAUCGUUAACUCAUGACAUACGUCAUUUAGAUUACCGACGAUCAGUUGUAGCCAAUAAUUCAAGGCGAUAGAUUUGAACUAAACAUGAUUGAACAUAACACAACGUGAGAGACUUUUGCUUACCAUAUCAUUGCAACUAAUUAAAUUUGUUUGAAUCUAGAUGACGUGUAAGGUUAUACAAACCUCUUUGAUAAUGAAUCUGAACAAUAGAAGUAACAUUGUAUGAUUUAGAAAAAAAAAAGUUUUUACACAACUUGUAUUUACCGUAGAUUUGUAAACAAUUUCUUGAGUUUUGUGUGUUUAUUUGUUUUAUUUCUAAUGUAUUGUAUUCGCUAUCAUGUGUGUUUAAAAGUCAAGAUGUAACCUGUUCCUUCGGUGAAAUGGGCACAUUACGAUGUGGUAUAAAUGUUAUGAAACUGAUUGAUAAAAAGUAAAACGUAAUGUAUAAUGAAAAAUAAUAACAAAAUCAACAUAUUUAAAAAAAAUAUUUUACUAGCACUUAACUUUACAAAAAAAAAAGAGUUAAAAAGUUCAUUGGAAGUGUACUUCAUGAUAAAUAGAGGUUUAAACAAUGAGAGAGAGACGGGUAAAUUAAAUAUUAAGUUGUUUACUUCUUUGUUCCGUUUUUCUAGUUGAUUUAUUUCACUUCUGUUAUAAUAGUUAGAAAAUAAGUAAGGCAUGUGGAAUUUACGCAAACUUAAGAGAGAUUGCGAAUUAACUAUCAACAAUUUGAUUUUAUAAUAAAGUGUUUAAAAAUUUA
Mytilus californianus (California mussel) is the source of this 5426-nucleotide messenger RNA. Its product is annotated as transient receptor potential cation channel subfamily M member 1-like. The record is from RefSeq and is a predicted model, not a curated record. The transcript has 34 exons. Gene Ontology annotation, cellular component: membrane. NCBI's taxonomy places the organism in Eukaryota, Metazoa, Mollusca, Bivalvia, Mytilida, Mytilidae. Gene Ontology annotation, molecular function: ligand-gated calcium channel activity. Gene Ontology annotation, biological process: calcium ion transmembrane transport. The coding region runs from base 130 to 4737 and encodes 1535 amino acids.